UGCUCGGUGACCUGUUGGGUCAAGCGACUCAGGAAGUUGAUAUAAAAAAACUGACGAAAUGCAGAAUCAAGAAAAAGCUUUAGAGCUCAGUCUAGAGGCAAUGAUAAGCAGAGUACAAGAUUUAAAGAAUUCAAUCACACAAUUUAUAAUGAAGCUUGAACAUGAACACGAAACUUUAGACUGGCCUUCUGUUCUUGACAGUUUUGCAAUUAUCUCAAGUCAGAUUAAUACACUGAAUAAAGUUCUUAAAAGUGAAAAGACCCCACCAUUGAGAAAUUUCAUAUUAUUGCCGUUAGUAUUAGCUCCUGAAAGAGAUGAAGAUCUGGAGAAAUUGACUGAGGGAAGAGUACCUGCGUUUAAUCAUGAAGUUGUACCAAAUUAUCUAAGAACAAAAGCUGAACCUGAUAUAGAAGAAAAAGAACAACAGUUAAUGACCCAAGCAUCACAGUUAACACCGGAAAUGAUCCAGCAACAGAUAACUAAUUGUAACAGACUAGCAAAUAAAGUGAUAGAGAUUGUGGGUAAUGCCAGGGAUGAGUGGGAUGUAGAUGACUCAGGAAUAAGAGGUAUGUCAGGCAUAAAUACGAGUCAACCAGCAGACACCAACGCUCUGAUUACUGCAGUUAGCUUUGGCAAAGGACUGAAAAUACGACCAGUACAGCAGGCACCAUUACAACAACCAUCACUCCAGCCAAGACAGGAUGUACAAGGUAAAGCACCAAGCAGCAUUAAGACAAAUAUAAAACCCAGUAUUCAUCCAUAUACCCAACCUGGAAGGCCUGGACAAAGACCUACAAUGUCUUAAGCUGGUAUGCUCAGACAAAGACGCAAAAUGCCUUGAUACAACAAACUGGUAUGCCCAGACAAAGACAAAGAAUGCCUUGAUACAACAAACUGGUAUGUCCAGAAAAAGACGCAGAAUGCCUUGAUACAACAAACUGGUAUGCCCAGACAAAGACGCAGAAUGCCUUGAUACAACAAACUGGUAUGCUCAGACAAAGACGCAAAAUGCCUUGAUACAACAAACUGGUAUGUCCAGAAAAAGACGCAGAAUGCCUUGAUACAACAAACUGGUAUGUCCAGAAAAAGACGCAGAAUGCCUUGAUACAACAAACUGGUAUGCCCAGACAAAGACGCAGAAUGCCUUGAUACAACAAACUGGUAUGCUCAGACAAAGACACAGAAUGCCUUGAUACAACAAACUGGUAUGCCCAGACAAAGACACAGAAUGCCUUGAUAGAACAUACUGGUAUGCCCAGAGAAAGCCGCGACUUGCCCUGACAAUACACACAAUACUGUGAAAAUGCAAUCUGAUAGACACAGGGAGUACCUUUGAGACUGUAGAACCAAUAUACACUCACUGGUUUCUUGGGGGUGGGGGGGACCUCUACACAAGGAAUCUCGCACUUGUGGUUAUAUAGACAAUACAAGCUGGUAGAGCCUAUUUCAUCAUCAUGGCAUCAUUCAACAGGUUAAGGUACCCAGUAUGAUAAGUUAUUGAUAGAUGCAAGAUCACAAGACCCAACUGCCUUUAUAUUGUGAGAUGCAGUGGCUAGAAGUUAUUCAUAAUGAAUUUGUUCUAUAUUGUUGGUUUUCUACUGAAAUUCUAAAAGGCUGUUUGCUCCACAUCUGUGUGAAGAACCAUGGGCAGCAAUUAUAAUCACUAAUUUGGAUACAUCUUUUUUUUUUUCAUUAACAUUCUAAAAGCUUGUUUCCUUCAUAUUUAGAUCAUAUGUAGUGUUUCCUAGAAGCCAAUAUAUUGAGAUUUCAACCCAUGGUUGUCAUUAAAGUGUAAUGAAAAGCACACAAUAUUUUUACUCACUUUCUUUACUUGAUCCGCAUUUUGGCAUUUGUUUAAU
Molecule: messenger RNA, 1859 nt
Organism: Saccoglossus kowalevskii
Lineage: Eukaryota; Metazoa; Hemichordata; Enteropneusta; Harrimaniidae
Product: mediator of RNA polymerase II transcription subunit 8-like
Biological process (GO): regulation of transcription by RNA polymerase II
Cellular component (GO): core mediator complex; mediator complex
Molecular function (GO): RNA polymerase II cis-regulatory region sequence-specific DNA binding; transcription coregulator activity
Source: RefSeq, a predicted model, not a curated record